CACUAUUACCCCGCCCCGCUAACUCAAUCUUUGCGUUCAUUUCAUUCCUGUUCCCAUUCCUGCUCUCAUUCCGCGCAUAUUUCGCAUCCCUGAAGAUACGAAGCCACUUUACACAUCCGGACCGCCCGAUCUAGCAAAAACAAAACCUGUAGGAGUUAGCCAAGAUCCUCCUGAUGCUGUAUCAACAUUAAUUCGCGGAGAAAGAGGGUGACAUAUAUUAUUAAGGAGACGUUUGAAUUAAGGUUUGCAUUUCGCUCUGACCAGAGGGGGGAAACAUUGGCUCACAUCAAUCAGAAGUCCAUUGGCCAGCGAUCACUGGUUAUUGUUUGCCCCCAAAAGUUGUGUGCCCUAGCGUACCAUUUUUUUUUGCUUUGUCGGACACUAAGAAUAACCAGCAUAACAAAACAGCCUCUGUCCCCGGCCUUCACCCGCCCCAGUCCGCAGCACCGACGCCGUUUGGCAUCGCCAGUGCGUUUGGGCAGCGGUAGACAUUGGCCGGGUUUUGUAAGGCAGCGACCAUGGACCGCGGCAGCUGGAGUGGCAGCGAGAGUCCCGGGGAGGACAUGGACGGCCUCAGCGACUCCGGGGGAGACAAGACCAUGGACGGGGACCCCGAGGGGGUCUGGAGCCCAGACAUCGAGCAGAGCUUCCAGGAGGCCCUGGCCAUCUACCCCCCCUGUGGAAGGAGGAAGAUUAUACUGUCUGACGAGGGGAAGAUGUAUGGUCGUAAUGAACUCAUAGCAAGAUAUAUCAAACUCAGAACAGGCAAGACGCGGACCCGAAAGCAGGUGUCCAGCCACAUCCAGGUCCUCGCUCGCAGGAAAUCCAGGGAGUUUCACUCCAAGCUAAAGGACCACAGUGCUAAAGAGAAGGCUCUGCAGAGCAUCUCCGCCAUGUCCUCGGCCCAGAUCGUCUCGGCCACAGCCAUACACAGCAAACUGCUGCCCGGCAUCGUCAGGGCCAGCUUCCCUAGCAACGCACAGCUUUGGCAGGGCAUGAUUCCUGGAGGCCAGUCCAGCUCUACCACUGAAGACGUUAAGCCGUACUCUCAGCAAGCCUACCCGGUGCAGACAGCAGGGACCACCACCAUCUCAGGCUACGAGCCCACGGGGGCCGCCCAGACCCACCGGGAGCCCGCCUGGCAGGGCCGCUCCAUCGGCACCACCAAGCUGCGGCUGGUGGAGAUCUCCUCCUUCCUGGAGACGCAGAGGGAGCAGGAGGCGCCGUACAACAAGCACCUGUUUGUGCACAUCGGCCAGACCAGCCCCCGGUACAGCGACCCCAUGCUGGAGUACGUGGACAUCAGGCAGAUCUACGACAAGUUCCCCGAGAAGAAGGGGGGCCUGAAGGAGCUCUUCGCCAAGGGGCCGCAGGAAGCCUUCUACCUCAUCAAGUUCUGGGCGGACCUGAGCUACAACGUGCAGGAGGACCCCACGGCGUUCUACGGCGUCACCAGCCAGUACGAGAGCUCCGAGAACAUGACCAUCACCUGCUCCACCAAGGUGUGCUCCUUCGGGAAGCAGGUCGUGGAGAAGGUUGAGACUGAGUACGCAAGAUUCGAAAACGGCCGCUUCGUCUACAGGAUCAACCGAUCCCCGAUGUGUGAAUACAUGAUUAACUUUAUACACAAACUCAAACAUCUGCCCGAAAAAUACAUGAUGAACAGUGUGCUGGAGAACUUCACUAUUCUACUGGUGGUCAGCAACAGGGACACGCAGGAGACGCUGCUGUGCAUGGCGUGCGUCUUUGAGGUCUCCAACAACGAGCACGGGGCCCAGCACCACAUCUACCGCCUCAUCAAGGAAUAACCCGCCGUCCUCGGGGACCACCUCCGCCGGGACACCCGGCUCUGAGCGGCCGACCCGGAGAUGUGUGUGAGGGAACGCGCGCUUCGUUUUCAAACCACUAACAUGGUCGUCGGUGACUUCUCAGACGCAAGCCGGCUGCGAUUUCCCAACCGCUGCCAUUCCGAAACCCAGACGACCCAGCAGUCCACCUUUGACCGCAUUGACGACAGAACUCUAAGGCUGUAGUUUACCGAUUACCCGAGACACGGCAGGGUGAGCCUGCCGGACGCUAUGCCACUUUUUAAGAAGGUUUCCUGACGCAGGGGAUCGUUGUUUGCGAAAGGGGUGCUGGUAACGCAGCCAUAAAUGCUCUACGAUCCAGGUCUGGUUUGUGCUGAUAUUACUUUGUUGGCUUUUUUUUUGCGCUUCAGGGAAUGUGACGUUUCAGGUUUUGUGAAGACACAAGCAACUAGCCAUACGUGGCUAGUGUCGAUCCCAGUGGGCUGGCCUUAUCUCCGUCACAGUCGUUACUCCAUCCACUGCAACUUGUCUGCUAAGGGGAUGGCACUUCUGCGUAGGUAAAGACGAACAAGAAAGUCAAACAUGCCCGAGGCCCUCCUCGCUCAAAGUGUAUGGUGUUGUGUGUGUGUGUGUGUGUGUGUGUGUGUGUGUGUGUGUGUGUGUGUGUGUGUGUGUGUGUGUGUGUGUGUGUGUGUGUGUGUUAACUGUGCGGACACUGAAACAAGAUUGAAGAUCAGACCCUAUGUAUCAUUAAUGAAGAGCUGUGGUAGAGAAUAACUUUAUUAACAGAGCUGUGGUGACGACAUUAUUGUUUGUGUAUGGAUAGCGGUGGUGUAUACUUUAAAGUUGUGAGGCACAUUCUUGCACAAAAAGGAUUAUCCCAAAGAAAUACACAACCUUUAUUGUAGCUUUUGCUUACAAAAACAUUCUAACAAGCAAACGUUGACAAUAAUAUAUAUACAAAUAUAUAUAUAAAUGUGUGUAUAAAACCCAUCUAAUUUUGUUACAAAUCUAUAAGAAUGAAUUAUUCCUACUCUUAAUAGCUACGCCCUGUUCUCUUUUGUUACUAGACCGAAAGCUAGUUAACUAAAUAUAAAAACUAUCAACCCCUAUUAAAUGUUACAUCCUAUGGUCACUCCCAUGGAGAAACACUGUGAUACAUGGCAAAAGGAUACAUGCUCGUUGGUAUAAACUGAUUGGAGAAAUUCAAUGCAUUUCCUACACCUGCAAUAAUUAUACAGGCUCCUUAUUUAAAACAAAAUUUCCCCUCAUGGUUUCCCAUAACAUGGCACCAAAGAAAGAAACCAAUAUGUUAAUAAUUCCCAACACACUGGCAGACAGACGAAGGCUUGCGUCACAUUGAUUGUAUCAUGGCAACGUCACCCUCUACAUUCCAUCCUAUUGUACGCCAGGUCACCAUGCCAACAGCUCCCACAUGUUUAGAUCCUAUCAAUAUGGACAGAGAAUGUUUUAAUGGUGCAGUUUAUUAUAAUCAAGACUGUUGAUAUAUGAAAACACUUUGCCUUUAUUAAGAAAAAAAACACAAACGGAGGUUAUACAUACCAUCAAGUGCCUUCUGUUAGGAAACGCUUUUCAGGUGUUGCUGUAUGCUUUUGAAAACGCCUCAACUACAAAUCAACCCUUUAGAUGUUAACAUAAUAUUCAGAAACGUUCUCAGUAAGCUUUGUUCACAUGGAAAUGUUUUCUUUAAUGAUGUUACUGGUUCCACGUCCACCGUGUCCCCAUAGUUAUAGUUAUUGGUAUAUUCAUACCAUGUGGUUGCCAUAGGGUUAAAUAUGUAACUCCCGCCUUAAUACAAUAUUCCUGUGUGUAUAUAUAUGCUAAUUGGAUGCUCUUGCCAACCGUAUAAUGAAAUAUGUAACCUACUUGGAAUAUCUCAAUGCAAUAACAAGACCUCAUGGAGCCAUCCAUCGUGGCUAAUCCCUAGUAAUUGAAGAGAACGCGCUGAGUGCAUGGCACCUUUUAUAGAACCACCAAGCCACAAUAAUAUGACUUUGCCUAGAUUUAAGAUGUUAUAAGAUUGAGGAAAUUCCAUGGUGACAUCAAUUUUUUUCCGAAUUCACAGUUUAAUAUUGCCCGAACAAACACAGUUUAACACCUUUAAACAUUAACAAGACAGGCAGUCUUGUAGGCGCAUAAAGCAUCAUUGCUUUAUGUGCCUACAGAUCCAUAUUGAGAAAAUCUGCACCGGCAUUCCCUCGAAGGGGAAAUCAGUCCUAUUUACAAUGUGAAGUAUUCCUCAUUGUGGCAGCCUGAAUGUGUAAUGGCGGGCAGGUGUCAGAAUUAACACUGAGCAUAUAUUGAUGUCAUCCAGGAGCAUGGAAGCACAGUGAACACUGGAGCUCUGCGUCAUGUACCCGACGUGUGUGUAUUCUGCCCUGGCUCAAAUCGCUGGGCAUAGAUUCCUAUUAAUACUGUUUUGAAGCACCAUGAAUUGGUUGAAAUACAUUAUGUGAUAUACUGUGAAUGGAGAACUAGACGGGGUCUCCAACCAGACAAGUACUGCUUGUCUGGACCGUGUCGCUUUAUCGACCUGUUUAAGGUAGCUCACUGCUUCAAUGGAGUCUGUCUGUCUGCCAUUACAUUACCACUCCACAUUAGAUAAUCACUGAAUAGCGAACACUAAAACGUAACGCAAUGAGCAGCUCUGCGUCGGGAUAUUAAGAACUAUAUAUAAGUUGGUUACAUUCUGUCUGAUCAGCAGAGUCACUUGUAGAGUCUGUAUGUCCACACAACAUGACGGCUAAUGUGCAAAAAAAUGUAAGGCAAACGCGUUUGCCUGGUUUGGUUCAAGUGGAUAAAGCUGUAAUGUGUUGUGUGCUUUUCACAAGGAAAUUAAUCAUUAUCGUCUCUUGUUGUCAAUAACGUCUCGUCCCGUUUCGUCUCGAGUGCUAGUAGGUUGUAACUUUUCAAAACCACCUAUUGCCCAUUAUACAAAUUCUAUCUCUUAACUCCAAUAUGGCCUUGAAAGUACCUUUGCAGGAUAUGUUUUCUAUAAAUUACUUUGUAUAGAGGUGACAAUGUUUGUUACAGAUGUUGUGUAUAUCUUUGAUAUUAUAAUGUUUAUCCAAUUUUGAGAAGAAACAGAGAUGCGUUUAGGAUUGGUCUCUAUUGGUAUUGCACAGGGUCUGAUCUUUGGUUGGUGUAUAUGUUUUUGAUUUUUCUUCUUCAUGGCUAAAAGUAUGAUGUUAGAUAUUUUAUAGCUUUGUAGAAACUUUGUACGCAUAUGCUAUUCAAUUUAAAUAAACAGUCAUCUGUA
This is a messenger RNA of Gadus macrocephalus (Pacific cod), 5088 nucleotides long. Its product is annotated as transcriptional enhancer factor TEF-1-like. Gene Ontology annotation, biological process: regulation of transcription by RNA polymerase II; hippo signaling; embryonic organ development. The record is from RefSeq and is a predicted model, not a curated record. Gene Ontology annotation, cellular component: transcription regulator complex. Gene Ontology annotation, molecular function: RNA polymerase II cis-regulatory region sequence-specific DNA binding; DNA-binding transcription factor activity, RNA polymerase II-specific. Bases 519 to 1808 code for a protein of 429 amino acids. The transcript has 12 exons. Lineage: Eukaryota; Metazoa; Chordata; Actinopteri; Gadiformes; Gadidae.